Molecule: messenger RNA, 2045 nt
Organism: Fragaria vesca subsp. vesca
Lineage: Eukaryota; Viridiplantae; Streptophyta; Magnoliopsida; Rosales; Rosaceae
Product: protein VERNALIZATION INSENSITIVE 3-like
Exons: 4
Coding region: 1-1866 (621 amino acids)
Biological process (GO): vernalization response; epigenetic regulation of gene expression
Source: RefSeq, a predicted model, not a curated record
AUGAAGGACAACCCAGACGAAGAGAAGAAUCCUUCUUCAGGAAUGCACUCUGCAUUUUCAGGUUUUGUGCUUGAUCCUGAAAAAUGUAGCAGGCUAAGUUUGGGAGAAAAGAGAGAACUAGUCCAUGAAAUUGCCAAAUGGUCAGAAGAAGCUCCAGAGAUGCUUAGUUCCUUUAGCCGUAAGGAACUUGUUGAAAUGAUCUGUGCUGAACUGGGCGAGGAAAGGAAGUACAGAGGAUAUGUGAAACCUAGACUGAUAGAACGCCUGUUAAAGUCAAUUUCUGAGAAAUCAAAGAUUAAUACUAACAGUAAUCCUGCAUUUUCUCCAGCCAAAGUAGAAAUUGGAAAGAAAAGGAAACAGAGCACAGAAGCUUCCUUUCAACCAAUCCCUGACCAAGGUCGUGUUUCCAUGGUGACUAGCAAAGAAGAACAGGCUAACUUCCAACUUUGUCAGAAUGCAGCAUGCAGAGCUCCCUUGAGUUCAGAUCAAUCUUUUUGCAAGAGAUGUUCUUGCUGUAUCUGCCAUCAUUUUGAUGAUAACAAGGAUCCUAGUCUAUGGUUGACCUGUGACUCUGAUACUGUUGAUGAGACUGGUCCUUGUGGAAUGUCAUGCCAUCUGGAAUGUGCCCUCAAACAUGAAAGAGCUGGGAUUAUGAAGAAUGGUUGCUGUCGCCAAUUGGAUGGUAGCUUCUAUUGCAUUGCCUGUGGAAAGGUCAAUGAUUUAAUGAGAACAUGGAGAAAACAAAUAGUGAUUGCCAAGGAAGCUAGAAGACUUGAUGUACUGUGUCUACGGAUUUCUCUAUCCCACAGAAUUCUUUUGCAUACGAAGAAAUACCAAAAGCUGCAGAACACUGUAGAAACUGCCAUAAAAUGCCUGAAUGAUGAAGUCGGGCCGCUAGAACAUGUAUGUGGAAAGAUGGCACGUGGAAUUGUUAACAGACUGUCUUGUGGUGCUGAGGUUCAGAAACUGUGCAUUUCUGCAGUUGAGUCUUUCGACUCGAUGGGAAAGAAAGAACUAGCAACUUGCUGCAUCCAGUUUGAAGAGUCAUCCCCUUCUUCCGUCAUUGUUGUGCUAGAAUAUGAGGAUCAUUUUCAUAACAAUUUCUUGGGCUGCCGGCUGUGGCAUCGUAAGGCUGAUGAGAAGGAUUAUCCAGACCAACCCUCUUUCAUUGUUGUAAGGCCAGAGAAGAAAUUUGCUAUUGCUGAUCUGCAACCUGCAACUGAGUAUCUCUGCAAGGUUUCUUUGUUUAGCAACACAGAGACUUUGGGUGUUUGGGAAGCUAAGUGGGUUACGCCUGCAUUGUAUGAUAGUUCUGUUGCAUUAGAGAAACAGACAGGGGAAGAGAAUACGGUAACAGGUCAGAUUCUUUCCCAUGCAGAAUCAACUAAUUCUAGUGACAUCAAAGGAGAUCAUCCUGUGAAUCCAUCAUCAAAUGGCAUCAACAAGAACCAGAACAAAGGGCUCUACCCUCCACCUCGUUCAAUGGAAACUGGUACCUUGAUCAAAGAAGCAGUUUCUCCAUUGACACCCAGCAAAUCCAACGGAAUACGUAAAGCUCCACGCUUUGAAUGUACAAAGCGAAUUGAGGAGAGCGAUUAUGAAUACUCAGUGGGGGCAAUCAAAUGGUUAGAGCAUGAGGGGCACAUAGAUGAAGAUUUCAGAGUAAAAUUUCUGACUUGGUUCAGCCUCAAAGCUACUACGCAAGAGCGAAAAGUGGUCAGAGUGUAUGUGGACACUUUCAUUGAUGAUCCAUCAAGCUUGGCUAGGCAGCUGAUCCAUACCUUUGUGGAAGAGAUUUGUUUUCAGCCAAAAGAAUACCAGUUUCUAAGCAUUGGCCUUUCACAAGGUUGUGCCAUAAAAUUUUGAAUAGGGAAUUCGCUUUGGUCCGGAAAAUUAGUGGAUAGGACAUGGUUUAGAAACGUAGGUUUUAUCAGACGGAAACUUGGUUCUCCUCUAACUGAUCAUAGAAAACAGUUAGCUCUUCGAUUUUCAUUUCUCCAUUGUUAAGGUUAGGAUUAGAGGUCAAAUUGCGUAUUAUCAUCAAA